AUGGGAGGUAGCCGCGGCGGGCUGGCGGGGCAGCUGGGCGGGCUGCUGCGGGCGCAGCCCCGCGCCUCCCUCGGCCUCCCCAUGCUGCUGCUCGGCACCUACUUCUUCUACUGCCUGACGGGCUCCUGCGAGCCGCUGCCGCCCGCCGCCCCCGACCGGCCCGAGGAGCAGGCGGCGGCCGGGGGCCGGUCCGGUCCGGGCAGCCGGCGCUUCCCGCAGGCCAUCAUCGUGGGGGUGAAGAAGGGCGGCACCCGGGCGCUGCUGGAGUUCCUGCGGGCGCACCCCGCCGUGCGCGCCCUGGGCGCCGAGCCCCACUUCUUCGACCGCGGCUACGAGAAGGGGCUGCGCUGGUACAGGAACCUGAUGCCGCGGACUCUAGAGGGGCAGAUCACGAUGGAGAAAACCCCGAGUUACUUUGUGACCAAGGAGGCCCCCAAACGUAUUUACAACAUGUCCAGGGACACCAAGCUGAUUGUGGUGGUGAGGAACCCAGUCACCAGGGCCAUCUCGGACUACACACAGACACUGUCCAAAAACCCCACCAUCCCCAGCUUCCAGGCACUGGCCUUCAAGAACGUCAGCACGGGCCUCAUCGACACCACCUGGAGUGCGGUGCGGAUCGGCAUCUAUGCCAAGCACCUGGAUAACUGGUUGCAGUACUUCCCCCUUUCAAAAUUCCUCUUUGUCAGCGGGGAAAGACUCGUGAGUGACCCGGCUGGGGAGAUGGGCCGAGUGCAAGACUUCUUGGGUCUCAAGAGAGUCGUGACAGACAAACACUUCUAUUUCAAUGAGACCAAGGGCUUUCCUUGCCUGAAGAAGCCUGAAGGAAGCAGCCGGCCCCGCUGUUUGGGGAAGUCCAAAGGGCGGCCUCAUCCAAAAAUCCACGGGCAGGUGAUCCAGCGCCUGCAGGAAUUUUAUAGACCCUUCAACAUGAAGUUCUAUCAGAUGACUGGGCAGGACUUUGGGUGGGACUGA
Molecule: messenger RNA, 975 nt
Organism: Emys orbicularis (European pond turtle)
Lineage: Eukaryota; Metazoa; Chordata; Testudines; Emydidae
Gene: HS3ST6
Product: heparan sulfate-glucosamine 3-sulfotransferase 6
Exons: 2
Coding region: 1-975 (324 amino acids)
Molecular function (GO): sulfotransferase activity
Source: RefSeq, a predicted model, not a curated record